Molecule: messenger RNA, 825 nt
Organism: Ostreococcus lucimarinus CCE9901
Lineage: Eukaryota; Viridiplantae; Chlorophyta; Mamiellophyceae; Mamiellales; Bathycoccaceae
Exons: 2
Cellular component (GO): membrane
Molecular function (GO): signaling receptor activity
Source: RefSeq, a predicted model, not a curated record
GAUGCGCCGGAGUGGAUGGUGUGGAAUCCGUACGUGCGGAGCGGUUAUCGCGUCGGCGCGCGGUGGCUCGGGGCGACGCGAUCGAUAUUCAUGCUUCACAACGAGACGGUGAACAUAUGGAGUCAUUUGUUGGGAGUUUUGAUGUUCGCAGCGCUGAUCGUGCAGACGUUUCGGACGGCGCACUCGGGCUUCGUGCCAGACGAUCCCGAGCCCGCGCGGCCGGUCACGCGGUGGCCUAUGUAUAUUUUUCUCACUGGUGCCGUCGUGUGCUUAUUCUUCAGCACGAUGUGUCACACGUACUGCUGCGUCGGCGAGAUUGAUGCCGAACGAAUGUGGCGUUUCGACUAUCUUGGCAUCGCCGUAUUAAUCGUGGCGAGCUUUUACCCCAUGUUACACUACUCAUACUAUUGUCUUCCCGGUUGGAGAGAUAUGUACUUGACUGGUAUUACGGUAUUCGGGUGUUUGACCGUCGUCCCUACGUUCAUGCGAGCGUUUCAGAAGAAGGAGUACGCCCCGUUACGAGCGUCUCUCUUCGUCGCCCUAGGCUGCCUGGGUCUUUUCCCGAUUUUUCAGCAAGUCUUCUUCGUUUGGCACAUCGUCCCGACGCCUAUGAUGGAAGCAUUUUAUUUUGAAAUGGCUAUGGGGUUCGGCUACGUGUUUGGAGCAUUCUUGUACGCCAAGAUGAUCCCAGAGCGGUGGAGCCCAGGAUCGUUUGACUUCUUCGGCUGCAGUCACAACAUUUUUCAUUUUUUGAUCGUGCUCUCGACCUACUUUCACUACAGAGCGAGCAUCAUUUAUCUUACGUGGCGUGACAACUACACAUGU